CGGGGAGACAGCUGAAAGAAUCUGAAGUUAGCAACGCUGACUAGCUACCUAGCUUUGACACCCACUACCCUUUCAUGGUUUAAAUGGUUAACAGCCUAGUGAUCCUGUAGAUUGUUAGAAGUUUUUGCCAUAACCUGGUCAAAUGGUUCAUGAGUGUGUGUGCAACCAUGGGUGACAUGAAAACCCCUGAUUUUGAUGAUCUCCUGGCUGCCUUUGACAUCCCAGAUGCUACAGGCUUGGAUGCCAAGGAGCCCAUCCAGGAGGGAAAUGAUGACAAACAUCCCAACGACGCAUUAUUGAGUAAUCAAGCAGAUAUUCCUACUGUGAGUGUGAUUGUGAAAAACACACAUCAUCAGGAGCCGUUGGAAGGUUUUGGGAAUGGGCUUCACUCAUCUUUGCCGGCUUUGCAUAAUGGAUUUAAUGCACAGGGUUCUGGCAACACGUCUAAUGGUGGCUUUCCCAAAUCAUUUGUUUCCUCUCUGAAUGGGGAGUUUUCAAGCGAGUUUCUGGGAAAGGCGCCGAUACAACACAAGCCUGAUGCAACGCCGAUGUUUUCUCAGUCACUCUCCCACUCCAGUCCCACAUCAAGUCCUGAGUGUGAAGACGGUUUAUCAAGAAGAGACAAUAUGCACCCAAAACAAGAGCAAUCGUGUUUGCCAGAAGCUUCCAUUAUGUUGGAACCUUCAGUUGCAGACAAUCCAAAAAAGGCUGAUAUUUGUGUUUUUGAUGAUUUCCAGAAGGACAAUGACUCUCCAAGAAGUGAGGAACCACAUGACAGUGGUGCCAGUCAUAAAAUGACAAGAACACACAUUGGACUUCCCCCUCUAAGCAAUAACAAGUCCAACUGCAAAGCAGAAACCCUAGUGGGCUCAUUUUCAAACAUCAAACCAUACACAUCUAAAUCUUGCCUUGAGGCUCUGGUGGCGCUCAAUGCUAGGAAGGAGCCCAGCGAGCAAAGUAAUCCCACAGAAUCGUCAGCAAUCCACAACGACUGCAUGAAGUACAGCCCCAAGGUGCCCAUAUCCCCACGUAGUCCCAUGAGCCCUCUAGAAGCGGUGAAGCGCCUCAUGAAGCCGCCCGACAGCCCCAUAAGCAUCUGCAGCGACAGCAGCGGCAAGGCUUCCCCUGCGCUGACUUCGGGUUCGCCUCCUGUCAUACCCAAGGUCAGGAUAAAGACCAUAAAGACCACCAGUGGGCAGGUGAAGCGCACCGUUACCAGUGUGCUUCCUGAUUCUGAAACGGACGACGUUCACUCCGCUUACGAGUCCUCUCCGUCGCAGAGUUUAAUGAGCGAGGAUGGUGCUUAUUCACCCCAAAUCCUACAUAGCAAAGAGGAAAAGAGGUUAGAGGUGACAGAAUCUGCAGCAGCCUUUUCAAAUUCACUUUUUAAAAGAUCAGCUGCAGCUCGGACACAUAAGCAGAAGAGAACAUCCUCCACUAAACAUGCAGCCAGCGCUAACUUCCUUCCCAAAGCAGUGCACCUCGCCAGUCUCAACCUUGUCCCUCACAGUGUUGCCGCCUCGGUGACCGCCCGCACCUCCUCGCAUCAACCCAGUCAGCACACCCUCUCCUCAACGGUUUACAGCACCGUCCCUUUGGUGCAUCAGAUCAAAACCUGCCCACGAGCGUCCAUCCCCAAUACAGCAGCAGGGACCUUGAACCGGCUGCUGAAAGACGCCAACCCCGUGCCUACAUACGUGCCCGACCUGAACCCCCCGCCAGGGAGCAACAUUCACCUUCCGCCGCGGGGCUAUUCCUGCCUGGAGUGCGGGGAUUCUUUCGGGCUAGAGCGCAGCCUCGCCUACCAUUACAGCCGCAAGAGUGUCCACAUUGAGGUGGGGUGCACGCUGUGCGCCAAGACAAUGGUGUUCUUCAACAAGUGUGCCUUGCUGGCGCACGCACGUAAGCACAAAAGCAACGGCACGGUCAUGCAGUGCACACAGCUCCACAUGAAACCCAUCGCAGAGGCACACAUGUUUGCACCUCUCAGUACAGAACUGGUCAGAUGGGACUCUCGAUCAUCACCAUCCGGCCCACUUAAGAACCAGCCCGUCAUGCCGCUCUAUCCAGACAAUGUCAGCCACCAUAGACAGCGCUGCUUGGAGUGUAACAAGCCCAUGGCGGACCAAAGAGCCCUGGCUGGCCAUUAUCAGACUCUGUCAGAAGAUAAGAAGGCGUUCAUUUGCAAACUUUGUUCAAUGUUGCUACCUAACAAGUGCAGCCUGAGGGCCCACCAACGCAUCCACACACACAAGUCACCUUACUGCUGCCCCGAGUGCGGCGCCAUGAGUCGCUCUGCAGACAUUCAGAAGCACGUCAGGGAAAACUGUCUCCACUAUGCACGCAAAGCCUGGUACAAAUGUCUUCACUGUGAGGUGGUUUUCAAGACCCUUCAAGGGCAGAAGACUCACAUUGAGGAGAAACACUGUGUGGUCUUACACAAGUGCUCUGCCUGCCCAGUGGCCUUCAAAACCUCCACCAGCUAUGAAGCCCAUUUAAAGAAUAAACACAGCGCUAGCAAACUACCCCCUCAGUUCAACUACAAGUGCUCAUGUGGGAGCAUUUUCCAGAAGAAGUCGUUGCUCUUUCAACAUUUCCAUCAGGAUGCCAACAAGCGUCUCACUUGCGUGUUUAAGUGUCCAGAAUGCAACUCGGUGUUCUCACGAAAGCAGCUGCUAAUGCAACAUUUCAAGAGCGUGCAUGGAGGAGAGGUGAGGCCAGAGUCAGAGGUGAACAGUAAACAAAUAAACAAACGGGAUUUGCACCACGAUGCUGGUCCCAUCAGUUGCCCUGUGAAACGCACUGACAUUCCCCGAAAGAAGGCAGAGAAGGAUGGCGCUCCUCGUGUGAAGCCCUCUGGCUGGACGUGCGGGGAGUGUCUUCAGUGGUUCCCUGAGCGAGACCUCUACAUUUCACAUUUGAAAUCCAAGCACGGAAAGUCCCUGAAGCGCUUCCUCUGUCGACAGUGUGAUCAGUCGUUCAAUUCAAGCACGAGCUUAAGACGACACAUUCGCAGUGACCACGAUGGGAAAAAGAAAAUAUACACUUGCUGGUAUUGCACAGACAGAAAGACAUUUACCAGCAGUGUGAUGCUGAAGAAUCACAUCAGUCUAAUGCAUGGAAUCAAAAAUCCUGACCUGGGCCAAAUGCCGAAUACCUCCACCCAGGACUGCAGGAGUAUUGUGGGCAAGGAUUGUGGACCAUCAAUAGCUGGUGCUCCAGAGGAGGGUGAGGACUUGCCAGCUUCUCUGGAGGCUCCUUCAGCCAAGCGUGUGAAAACACAGUUCCGCUGUUCCAAGUGUGGUUUCUCCACAGACGACAACAUGGAGUUCCGGGAGCACAUAGUUCAGCAUAAAAGUGACGAUAACACUCCUCAGUGCCUUCACUGCGGCCUGUGUUUCGCGUCGCUCUUGUCCCUCAGCAGACACUUGUUCAUCGUUCAUAAAGUCAAAGAUCCAGAGGAAGAGGAGGAACGGGAUAAUCGAGUUGAAGCUGACAAAAAGACAGAGCAUCAUUAUCACUGUGACAACUCGGAGGAUUUAAAUCUUGCUCAGACAUGAAGGCAGUGGAAUCUAUCCAUUGCUGCUUUUCUCUUAGAACUACACUCAACAAAAAUAUAAACGCAACACUUUUUCAAAGAUCAAAAACUUGUUUUAUGUACACAAAAGGCCUUUCUCAAAUAUUGUUCACAAAUCUGUUAUUAAUGUUAGUGCACAUUCAUCAUUCAAUAAUUAUGCCAUAAAAUAAAAUCAUUCAAAUAAUUAUCCACCUCACAGGUGUGGCAUAUCAAGACGCUGAUGAAAUAGCAUGAUUUUUACACAGGUGUGCAUUAGGUUGGCCACAAUAAAAGGCCACUCCAAAAUGUGCAGUUAAACUGUAUUGGGGGUGGUCCGGAGGUGUCAGAAAACAAGUCAGUAGGCUAUGACCACCAUAAACACCGUGUAUACCACCAUAUGCAGCGUUCCCUCGCUACAUCGUGGUUCACCUGUCGCGGACUCGCUGUUUCGCGGAUUUAUUUUGGGUUUUUUUAAAUACAGUGUUCUGCGUCGUCCUCAUUGGCUAAGGGAGAACCCAGGCGUUGUGUUCUCCAUCCUGAUUGUCUUAGGGACUGUAGACCUUUGUCAAUCAAUCUCCUCCGUGCCUUCCUGUGCAGUACAGAAUGCGUUCGGCUUGCCAAAUUUACAUAAAUGUUUGAUCGCUAGUAGUGUGACUCUGAAGUGCUGCAUGUUUUAUGUCUUGUCCCCGACAACACAAACAGUGUUGACGAAACGUUCUACACCGUCAAGGGCACCUGCGGUCGCACCCAAAAUGCAGAGGAGGAUGCUAAUCAUCGUACAAAAAGUUGGACUUCUGGAGGGGGAAAAUACGAUGACAGGAGCAAUAUGUUUUAAGAAGGGUACAAAAACGCUACAGUACAGUGGAACGGCGCCAGGACGGAGAGGCACGGUCAGAGGAGUGAAAUAUGCGUGGGUCACUUAAUAAUUUCUUGUGUUCAACCUCAUAAAUUGAUGAUUAAAAUUUUUAAAAACGAGAGAAAUGUGGGAAAAUGUUAAUGGCUGACUGAGAAAAGUGUAUGGUGAGGCGUUUUAUAGCCUUAAAACAAACUGUAUAGUAAUUGUAAAAAAAAUCAAGUUGGCUACUUCACGGAUUUCACUUAUUGCGGGCUAUUUUUGGGAAACUUAUUCCACGCAAUAAACGAGGGAACACUGUACACCGAUCCAGAGCAUCCGAAACAUGCUCAAUUGGUGACAUGUUUGGUGAGUAUGCUGGCCAUGCACGUACUGGGAUGUUCUCAGUUUCCAGGAGUUGUGUACCGAUCCUUGCAACAUGGGGUUGUGCAUUAUCAUGCUGCAACAUGAGGUGAUGUUUGUGAAUGAAUGACACAACAGUGGGCCUCAGGCUCUUGUCACAUUACAUCUGUGCAUUCAAAAUGCCUUCAAUAUGGUAAAAUGCACCUGUGUUGUGGAUGGAGUGGCCCGUGGUGGCAGUGUGGUUACAGUAUGGGCAGUCGCGUAUGUCAUGGACAACAAAGGUUUGAAGAUAACGAGCACGUUAGGGAUGCUCUGGAUCGGCGUAUAUGCUAUUUGAGGAAAAUGGGGGUCACACCAGAUACUGACUGGUUUUCAGACCUUUCCGGAUCACUCACAAUACAGUUAAACUGCACAUUUUGGAGUGGCCGUUUAUUGUGGCCAACCUAAGGCACACCUGUGCAAUAAUAAUGCUGUCUCAUCAGCAUCUUGAUGUGCCACACCUGUGAGGUGGAUAGAUUAUGAAUGAUGAAUGCUCACUGACAAAUUUGUGAACAAUAUUUCAGAGAGAUAGGUCUUUUGUGUACAAAGCUCAUGAAAAAUGGGAGCAAAAACAAGUGUUGUGUUUAUAUUUUUGUUGAGCGUAACACGCUGCUUGAUGCUCUGCAUGGACAUGACUUACAGGUUUAACAAAAAACAGCAGUAUUUUCAUGUUUUUUUCAUAUUUUAUUUAACUUUGCAUGUCAGGUAUUGUAUUCGUUGUGCCUCUGAUUGUGGCACUCACAUUAGAGGAGAUGUUUUACUCUUGUUUUUACAACUAUUCCAACCACCCUGAGUGGAGGGCAACACAAAUGUGCAGGUACAGAUUGUCAGUAACAGGGACUUUCACUUUUGUAAUCCACAACAAUUUAGCUGCUUAAAUAACAGCAUUAAUGUCAUGCAAUAUCCCACGAAUGGGAUUCUGGAUGCUGUUUUUUAAACACAACAUUAAUUUAAAAGCAGUUCUUUAACACGAAAGAACAUUAAAGCCUGCUAAAGUUAAGCUGCAGUUCACCAUUUGAGCAUCUUAUGCUUUUACUGUUUUUUUUUUUUAAUGAAUGAUCAUUAAGGGCGAGCAGCAGAUCAGCAUAAUUGUUAAUAAGUGUGUUUAUGUUAUGUCAAAUCAAGGUACAUAGUUUUGGUUAAUCAAAAAGCAUGCUGGGAUUGGGAAAUUAAUGUUUUAUACAAAGGAGGCAAGUAGAAGGGACUGACCUGUAAAGCUGCACUUUUUUUGCCUUGAAAGUGUGACAGUAACUACCUCUAUGGUAACUGGCAGUGAUUGUUCAAUGUACAGAGGCUUCUCCGUGCAAUGCAGAAUGUGCAUUAUUCCUCUAUCGAAUUUUAUAAAUUACAGUCGGGAAUGAUAUUGACACUACCAAGUCAUAUUGACUUAACUGGAAAGUGAUCUUUUUUGUGCUGUACGAAAUGUUCAUUUUCUACUUUACAUCCUCAGCCAACGUGCAUGGUUUUGGUGCAUCGUGCUCAUUGUGAAGGAUAUUUCUACUUUUGAUAGCCUGUACAGUCACAACUUGUAUACCUGUGAGCAGUGCAUUUCUGAAGCUGUAACAACCAUCUAUCUAGCAUGCAGUGGCCCAUGUGCCUUGCUGUUAUGUUUACCUAAAGUACAUACAAAUA
This is a messenger RNA of Dunckerocampus dactyliophorus (ringed pipefish), 6422 nucleotides long. It is a transcript of the gene znf592, whose product is annotated as zinc finger protein 592. The record is from RefSeq and is a predicted model, not a curated record. Lineage: Eukaryota; Metazoa; Chordata; Actinopteri; Syngnathiformes; Syngnathidae. The transcript has 9 exons. Bases 150 to 3560 code for a protein of 1136 amino acids.